Messenger RNA from Mesocricetus auratus (golden hamster), 2140 nucleotides. RefSeq names its product zinc finger protein 14-like. The transcript is spliced from 4 exons. The coding region runs from base 136 to 1716 and encodes 526 amino acids. The record is from RefSeq and is a predicted model, not a curated record. Gene Ontology annotation, biological process: regulation of transcription by RNA polymerase II. Gene Ontology annotation, molecular function: RNA polymerase II cis-regulatory region sequence-specific DNA binding; DNA-binding transcription factor activity. Lineage: Eukaryota; Metazoa; Chordata; Mammalia; Rodentia; Cricetidae.
AGCACGGACAGUGGGAGGUGGCGCCCUUGCCGCCAUAUUCGAGUUCCGGGUGGCGGAAGGGAGGCGAGUUGCCUCCGUGCUUCCUGACUGCCGGCGCCUUAGUGCGGGGACACCUGGGUGCAUCAGCCGCGGGAAAUGGAGCCCGUGACCUUUGAGGAUGUGGCUGUGAACUUCACCUUAGGAGAGUGGACUAUGUUGGAUUCCAGUCAGAAGAAGCUCUACAGAGAUGUGAUGAAGGAGACAUUUUUGAACCUGAUCUCCAUAGGGAAAACAGAAGAAGAAGAUAUUGAAGAGGAGUACCAGAAGCCCAAGGGAACCCUGAGAACUCUGGUGGUUGAGAGGCUCUGUAAAUAUGAUGAUGGGGGUCCGAGUGGAGAAAGCUGCCGACAGAGUCCAGAGCAUGUUGUGAAUGAAAACAUGCCUCCUGCAGUACAUGAGUGCGAAAGAGACAUGAUUGCUCAUUUACCCUCAGAUACACAUUUCAAAGGUCAGACUGGAGAGAAACCAUACCAGUUCCAGGAACAUAUGGAAAAGGCUUUUAAAUAUCAGAAAUGUUGGAAUGAUUUCAGCUAUUCUGAGUUGCUUCGGAUACAUAAAAGCCCUCCUAUGAGACAGAAACCCUAUGAAAACAAACAGUCUAAUGAAGCUUAUAGUUUCACUUCUGAUCACGAUUAUGAGGGAACUUACACUGAAAAGAAAUCAUAUGUUUGUAAACAAUGUGGGAAAGUGUGGAGUGAUUCCUGUAGCCUUCUCUGGCAUGAAAAAAGUCACAUUCAAGAGAAACGUCACACAUGUAAGCAGUGUGGAAAAGCAUUUAGUCGUCCCUCACAGCUUCACAAACAUGAACGAAUCCACACUGGUGAGAAACCCUAUGUCUGCACACAUUGUGGAAAAGGGUUCAUUGAUCGCAGAACCUGUUACAACCACGAGAGGACUCACACUGGCGUGAAACCGUAUGCUUGUAAACAGUGUGGGAAAGCCUUUCUUCGGUCCUGCCAACUCCUCAUCCAUGAAAGAAUUCAUACUGGAGAGAGACCUUUUGUGUGUAAACAUUGUGGGAAAGCCUUCACCUACUCCAGUGCUUGUUAUUACCAUGAAAGAAUUCACACUGGAGAAAAGCCCUGUGUUUGUAAGCAGUGUGGGAAAGCAUUUAAAUGUUCUGCCUACCUUCACAUACACGAAAGAUCUCACAGUGGAGAAAAGCCCUACGUAUGUAAGCAUUGUGGAAAAGCCUUUGCUUAUGCCACUGGAUGUCACAAGCAUGAAAGGACCCACUCUGGAGAGAAACCAUAUAUGUGUGUGCAGUGUGGGAAACUAUUCAGUUUCCCCAGAUCCCUUCACAUACAUGAGAGAUCUCACAGUGGAGAAAAGCCCUAUGUGUGUAAGCAGUGUGGGAAGUCUUUCAGUCAGGGAACUUCUUUGAGAAGACACGAACGAAUUCACACUGGAGAAAAACCGUAUGUAUGUAGGCAAUGUGGGAAAGCCUUCAUCCAACGUGAUGAUUGUUACAGUCACGAGCGAACUCACACUGGAGAGAAACCAUACAUGUGUGUUCAGUGUGGGAAAACUUUCACCUUUUCCAAAUCCCUUCAAAUACAUGAAAAAAAUCACACUGGAGAAAAACCCUAUAUAUGUAAGCAGUGUGGGAAAGCCUUUACCUGUUCCACGUACCUUCUCAGACAUGAAAGAACUCACAGUGAAAAACUCAGUGAGUAAUAUUUCUACCGGUGUGAAUCGUGGGAAUGUCUGAUGUCAACUUGAGGUAUGGAAGAAGAAAGCGGAGAGAUACUGGAGUAUGAGAGCUGCAGAAGAGUAACUUUGGUCCUCGCGUGCAGGUUUCUGUAAGAAGAGAACCUGUAUGCCAGAUGUGCUGCUGCCUGUUUUCAUCCCAGCAGUGAGAAAGCGGGGCUAGACAAUUACAGUAGUAAAUGAAGCUUACGCUAUUUACCGGGCUUAAACACUUGAGAGGUUUAAGAACCAACUGCAACUAAAUGGAAUUAUCUGUAAAUAGAAGAAAGUUGUGAGUUUACCGAUAAGAUAAAAUUUACGAAAAUUUCUCUUGUGGUUGAGUUCUAAAGAAAUUGAAGAUAUUGAAGAUAAAUUUGGGUUGAAUGGGUUAAAAUAAACCACAUGAAAGAGA